AUCUGUAUGCUAUAGAUGUGGCUGCGUUGUGGAAGAUUAGGAUAGUAGCACCGGUUCUAUCCAAAACUCUGCCUCUCUGCUCAACCCACUGAACCAAACCUCCGCAAUGGCGUCGUCUAUUUCCACCACCCAACACCUCCUUCCAUCUUUCUCCUCACCCAACACCACUAAUUACGACUCUACCAGGUCGCAGCUGCUCUCCUCUUCUCUCUGGGGCUCACCCAUCAGCAUAAGCAGCUUCUCUUCCACCCCCAAAAUCUCUCCCCAGUUCCAAACCCGGAGGCGGCUCAGCGUCACCGCAAUGGCCCCACCCAAGGCCAAACCCGGCGGCAAAGCCAAGAAAGUGGUCGGAAUGAUAAAGCUGGCGCUUGAGGCCGGGAAGGCCACUCCGGCGCCGCCAGUGGGUCCCGCGCUGGGUUCUAAAGGUGUGAAUAUCAUGGCUUUCUGUAAGGAUUACAAUGCCAGGACGGCGGACAAGGCCGGUUACGUCAUUCCCGUCGAAAUUACCGUCUACGAUGAUAAGAGUUUUACUUUCAUUUUGAAGACUCCACCUGCUUCGAUUUUGCUUCUUAAGGCUGCUGGAGCUGAGAAAGGUUCAAAAGACCCACAAUUGGAGAAAGUAGGGACUGUGACCAUUGACCAGCUGCGUACAAUUGCACAAGAGAAGCUACCAGACUUGAAUUGCACAACUAUAGAGUCGGCAAUGAGAAUUAUAGCUGGCACUGCAGCUAAUAUGGGGAUCGAUAUUGACCCUCCUGUUCUCGAAAAGAAAAAGAAGGAAGUUCUUCUGUAGUCCUGUAAACAGUUUCUUUCCUUGUUUAGGCUUUGUUCUUAUAGAGGAUUGAUGUAAGUCAGAAUGUAGUACUAUCACCACCGCCAUUUUUUGUUGCUGGGUAUAAAUUCUUCACUCAUAUUGCACUGGAUUAUGUUUUA
Rosa chinensis is the source of this 933-nucleotide messenger RNA. RefSeq names its product 50S ribosomal protein L11, chloroplastic. Gene Ontology annotation, cellular component: ribosome; large ribosomal subunit. The transcript is spliced from 4 exons. Lineage: Eukaryota; Viridiplantae; Streptophyta; Magnoliopsida; Rosales; Rosaceae. Gene Ontology annotation, molecular function: structural constituent of ribosome; large ribosomal subunit rRNA binding. Gene Ontology annotation, biological process: translation. Bases 107 to 793 code for a protein of 228 amino acids. The record is from RefSeq and is a predicted model, not a curated record.